UUGCACUGUGCUACACCAGAGAAUACAGAGAGGAUAGACACUGCAGACAGAUCCUGACCAGCACCCAAGGAACAACUGCACAGCUGUGGGAACACAUCCAGUCCUUCUGCAGCAUUGCUCAAUAUAGAGAAGAUUGGGCAGUGAAACUAUCAUCUGGAAAUCAGUUGAGUCAGAGAAGCUUUGACACAUCAUCAGAUCUGAAACUGGUCAGUGGUAUGGAGCCUUCCAUCAGAACUAACCUUUCUGAAGGUUCAGCUGUGGCUGAUCGGUCAGGGUGAGGCUGGGAAGAAGUGUGAGUGGCUCCAAGUGUGGUGAGAGCUUCAAUCAUUCACUUAGUCUCAUGAACCACUCCUACAGGGGAGAGACUGUUCAAAUGUGAGGGGUCUCCAUAGCUUAUCAAAGUUCAUGUGUUCAUGCAAGACCAGUUACAUGGAAGUGAAAUCAUUCACAUGCGAAGUGUGCAACAAGGGCCUUGCUCGAUUAGCAAGCUUAGUGAAUCACCGGCGCAUUCACACUGGGGAGAAACCGUUCACUUGUGAUGUCUGUGGCAAAUCCUUCAGACAGUUAUCAAACCUUCGCAUACACCAACGCAUUUACACUGGAGAAAAACCAUUCGCGUGCAAGGUGUGUGACAAAUCUUUUACUCUAUUUUCAUCACUCCGAGUGCACCAGCGCAUUCAUACAGGGGAGAAACCAGUGAAGUGUGAGGUUUGUGACAAAACCUUUACACAGUUAUCGGGCCUGUUGGUCCAUCAGACAGUUCACACUGGGGAGAAACCCUUCAAAUGUGAAGUUUGUGAUAAAGCUUUUGUGACAUCUUCAAGCCUCCUGACGCACCAGAGGUUUCACACAGGGGAGAAACCCUUCAGGUGUGAGGUUUGUGAGAUGGGUUUCACCCAGUCCUCCGAUCUCCUGAUACACAAGAGGAUUCACACCGGAGAGAAACCUUUCAAGUGCGAGUUGUGUGACCGAGCCUUUACACGGUCGACAAUGCUUGUGGAACACCAACGUGUUCAUACGGGUGAGAAACCAUUCACCUGUGAGGUGUGUAAUAAAUCAUUCUCACAGUCAUCAAACCUCCGUGUACACCAACGCAUUCACACUGGGGAGAAACCUUUCACGUGUGAGGUGUGUGACCAGGGUUUUGCACAGUUCUGGCGCUUGGUGAAUCAUCGUCGCAUUCACAGUGGGGAGAAACCGUUUACGUGUGCAGUAUGCUAUAAGUCUUUCUCGCUAUUACAGAACCUCCGUGUGCACCAACGUAUUCAUACUGGUGAAAAACCAUUCAUGUGUGAGGUUUGUGACAAAUCCUUCUCACAGUCAUCGUCCCUCCGUGCACACCAACGCACUCACACAGGGGAAAAACCAUUCACGUGCAAAGUGUGUGACAAAUCAUUCUCGCGCUCGUCACACUUUCGUGUACACCAACGCAUUCACACCGGGGAAAAGGAUUUCAAAUGUGAGGUGUGCAACAAAGCCUUCACAAACUCAUCGAGCCUUCUGGUCCAUCUGAGGAUUCACGCAGGAGAGUAACCUGUAUAGUUCACUGUUUACAACAGAUAUCUCCUGAAGAUUUUGACUCCUCCUAAACACCAGUGGAUGCAAUCAGAAGUGAAACAAAACUUUCACCCAAUCUUUUCUUGAAGCACCAGCACUUCUGAAGAAGAGUCACCCGAUUCCAAUCUCUAAGAUGCUGCCAGACUUGCUGAGUUUCUCCAGCAUUUUGUGUUUUGCUCUAGAUAUGCAGUAAACAAAACCAUUCAGAUGUCCAUUGUGUGACAUGGUUUUUGCACAGUCUGUAUAUCUCCUACAUCUUAAAUGUAUUCACAUGGGUGAGGAACUCCGUAGGGGAGAGACCUGUGAUAAUACCAUAGUUGGAGGACCUCCUGAAACAUCAAUGAAUUCACAUGAGAGACAGAUCUUUCAGUGUGACAUGUGUCAGGAUUGUUUCACCUCCUCCUCCUCACUCACCAGGCACCAACAUCACCAAAUUGACCUGGAGCAAGGUUACCUGCUCCUGUUGCACUUAGAGCUGUCUGUAUUGUUUACCCUCCACAGCCCGCACAAGGGGACCUGUUGAUCCAAAGCACUGUCUGUCUCAGCAGGGUCUGUCUCAAACCUCUCCCACCAUCAUUCCCAUUGUUUCAAGAAGGUCAAUUAUAGAAGCUUCUGUACAAACUCUGCAUCCUUUCAGUGCCGGAUUAAGUACAAGACUGUCAUGGACUCACACUCUGACCAAGAGGACAAGCAGAUACUCAGUAGUUUGAAAGGCUUCAGCUGCUGAUUGACCAGCACUAGGAUCCUGGGGAGUAGCCCUUGAUUUAGAUGUCCAAGAAAAUUCAUGCCAACUCUGCAAUUGCUUCGUGGGGAUAUGACUGUAACUGUCUUGAGUGGGAGAUCUGAAACAGAACUCUUCGAAUUCCAGACUGAUGUCAAGCAAGGUUGUGUGAUCAUGCCCCAUUCUAUUCACAAUCUGCCUGACAGUAAAUAUUGACUUCUUCAAAGAUCAGUUGCCUUCUGGUGUCAGUGCUAAACACUGUCUCGAUGGAAAACUUAUUUACCUCAGUCCCCUUCAUGCCAAAACUAAGCUGACCAUCAUAGAUUCACAUGAUCUCCAGUUUACAGAUCACCACAGUGUGGCUGUCCAUCAGCAAUCCCUCGAAUUUUCAUAUUGGCUGUGCUAGUUUCUGAGGUCCAUGUGCAGCAAUGUCUUCUGGAACCAGAGGUUAGUGUAGUGAUUGGCAUUGUUGAUGUUGAUUGGCAUUGUUGAUGUUGAUUGGCAUGCGCGGGAUGUCAGAGAUGGAGCAUUGAAAGGGAAUAGAGUUGUUCACUCUGCAAAAGAUUUUUAAUCUAUUCUCAGUCUGACUCUUCAUAAUAGAAACUUAGCCUGCCCUGGAAUGUUGCCAAAACAAAACUUGUAUCAGCCCACAUCUGGUCGAUCAAAUAUUUCAUUUCCCAUCUGUUUUGAAGGACUCUGAAAUCUUUUAAAUGCUUCUCGGACCUCAACAGACACCUCUCUCACUGACAGAGAAAUCUAGCACCCAUCAGCUAAGUUAGUUCAGCCUCCUACAAACAACAACACCAAGGGUGUGACUGCAGAAGAUCAAUUAAAGGACUCACCACCAUCUUCAUGGAAUGAAGAGGGAGGAGCAGAAAAUGUUGCUUGUCAUCAAUGCUCACGUCCUUCGGAAAAACUUUUUUUAUAAAAACCUCUGCAAGUAAACAAAAUGCCAACGAGCUGCUGCCACCGUGCUCCAGCACAGCAGUGAGAUUGGGACUGUGGGUCAGUGACACAUCAGAGCACAGUGAAAAUCCAUCAGCAAAGGACGGGUACAGAAAUCUUGGUGGGAGAUGAAGUUACAUGUGACAGAAACAAUUCAUUUUGGAGAAUGAGAAUUUUAAAGUGGAAGGACUGGGCGCCUGUGCAGGUACUUCUAUUAUUUACAGGAAGCACUGAGUGAAUGGCUCCCACUUCCAAAAUUCUCUGAUCUACUGGUUACAAGUUUACAGCAACUGAAGGGAAAUAAACUGAGUAUCUUCAGGCUUGAGGUGAUUUUCUUUAAUGCAGAACAGAAACAUCUCCUCUCUCGAGCUAUCGGGCAGCAAAUCUCCAUUCAUACACAACACCGCAGCUCUAGCUCGUGUACAACCUGGCUUUCCCCACUGUUUGAAU
Messenger RNA from Hemiscyllium ocellatum (epaulette shark), 3673 nucleotides. RefSeq names its product zinc finger protein 271-like. The transcript has 2 exons. Lineage: Eukaryota; Metazoa; Chordata; Chondrichthyes; Orectolobiformes; Hemiscylliidae. Gene Ontology annotation, molecular function: RNA polymerase II cis-regulatory region sequence-specific DNA binding; DNA-binding transcription factor activity, RNA polymerase II-specific. The coding region runs from base 406 to 1533 and encodes 375 amino acids. Gene Ontology annotation, biological process: regulation of DNA-templated transcription. The record is from RefSeq and is a predicted model, not a curated record.